CUAUCGCACCCUCUCUAUACGCUCUGCAAUUACUCCAUUCCUGCCACAUCUUCUUCAUCACCUCUUUCCCCCUUCUUCUUCUCCUUCAUCCACUUCUAACCUUUUCGUUUCUCUCUCUUACCCCCCCCUCUCCCUCAUGGGUUUUUCUGUCUCCUUUUCUUUUCUUUCCCUUUCAUCACCACACGCCAACAAUUCUUCUUAAAUUCUAUUCACAAGAAACGCACCAUCUGCAAUAAAACCUGAAAACCUUCAUUCUUGGGUGCCCAAAACUGCUUUUCUGCAAUCUCUUUAAUCUCCCAAAACCAGAUCUCCAUCUCCUCUCUUUCGCUAAACCCUAAUUUAGGACAAGGGUUUUCUUCUCGUUUAUUGUAUCAAAGCUCCAACGAAAAGCGAAAAGAUUUGAGUUGGACACCACCGAAGAUUUCGUGGGCGUUAUAUGUAACAACGGUUUGAGAAAAAAAGAAAAAAGAUACAGCUAGAGAGUGUCAAAGGCCAGUUCAAACUGUCAACUCCUUCGCUGCAAAAUUUUUUCUUUUUUUUUUUUCUUUCUCGGUUUAGUCCUUGGGCACGUCACGACAGCGGAGAUAAAGUCUUGUUUGAAAUCCAAAAACCAAGAAACAAAAAAGUCCAUCAUCAAACCUUAAAAGAAACAACAAAACAAAAGUCCAUUGCUAGUCUGUUGUUACUUGUAACCAUCCCAUUUGUUUUUCUCCCUCUGCCAGAGAAUCUACAAAAACUUCAACGCACUAACUUUUAGAAACCCAACUUAACUUUAUAUACCCCAUUUUGCCAGAAUUAGAGAGAAUAGUUUCUAGGGUUUAUAUGGUGCUUCAUGCCAUCUCGGAUUGAAUGAAUCUUCCGGCAACUCGGAAUAUUCCGAUGCUCAGACCGAAAGAAUAGUCGAUUGAACAAGUCUUAGGUUGGAAGAAGGGGGAAGUAGGAUGUUUCAGCCAAACAUGUUCGAUAGCCACCAUCACCUGCUGGAUAUGACGCAUAAAACACCUGAAAAUGAGAUGGACCUGAUUAGAGACGACGAGUAUGAGAGUAAAUCUGGCACUGAUAUUAUGGAGGCACCAUCUGGCGAUGAUCAAGAUCCCAAUCAACGCCCAAAGAAGAAGAGAUACCAUCGCCACACACAGCACCAGAUCCAGGAAAUGGAAUCCUUCUUCAAUGAAUGCCCUCACCCCGACGACAAACAGAGGAAAGAGCUUGGCCGACGGCUAGGAUUAGAACCUUUGCAAGUGAAAUUUUGGUUUCAGAACAAACGUACUCAAAUGAAGGCCCAACACGAGCGCCAUGAGAACACCCAACUGAGAAACGAAAAUGAGAAGCUUCGAGCAGAAAAUAUACGCUACAAAGAGGCUCUCAGCAAUGCUACUUGUCCCAACUGCGGAGGCCCAGCGGCCAUUGGCGAGAUGUCGUUUGAUGAGCAGCAUCUCAGAAUAGAAAAUGCUCGCUUAAGGGAAGAGAUUGAUAGGAUAUCUGGGAUAGCUGCAAAAUAUGUUGGGAAACCUAUGUUGUCAUAUCCUCAUUUAUCACCGGGAGCGUCGCGGUCGCUUGAUCUAGGAGUGGGGAAUUUCGGGGGUCAGACAGGUGGCAUAGGUGGGGAAGUAUUUGGAGCUGCUGAUCUUCUUAGGUCAGUAUCAGGGCCUACUGAUGCUGAUAAGCCCGUGAUCAUCGAGUUGGCCGUUGCAGCAAUGGAGGAACUCAUCAGAAUGGCUCAAACUGGAGAGCCCUUGUGGAUUCCAAGCACCGAGAAUGCUGCUGAGAUUUUGAGUGAGGAGGAAUAUGGAAGGACCUUCCCCCGCGGGAUCGGCCCCAAGCCUUUAGGAUUGAAAUCCGAGGCAUCCCGGGAGUCGGCCGUCGUCAUCAUGAACCACAUCAACCUGGUCGAGAUAUUGAUGGAUGUGAAUCAAUGGUCGAGUGUGUUCGCCAGCAUUGUGUCGAGAUCAGUGACUUUGGAGGUAUUGUCUACUGGUGUGGCAGGCAACUACAACGGAGCUUUACAAGUGAUGACCGCUGAAUUCCAAGUGCCCUCUCCUUUGGUCCCAACACGCGAGAAUUACUUUGUGAGAUACUGCAAGCAACACACCGACGGGACUUGGGCAGUGGUUGAUGUUUCUUUAGACAAUUUGAGGCCUACUUCCAUUUCAAGAUGCAGGCGACGGCCGUCUGGUUGUUUGAUUCAGGAGUUACCUAAUGGUUACUCUAAGGUGACAUGGGUUGAACAUGUAGAGGUAGACGAUCGAGCAGUCCACAGCAUCUACAAGCCACUGGUUAAUUCAGGACUAGCAUUCGGGGCUAAGCGCUGGGUUGCCACUCUUGACAGGCAAUGCGAACGGCUAGCCAGCGUGAUGGCUAAUAACAUUUCCGCAGGAGAUGUUGGAGUGAUAUCAUCGCCAGAAGGUAGAAAGAGCAUGCUUAAGCUGGCGGAGAGGAUGGUGAUGAGUUUCUGCACGGGCGUCGGAGCUUCAACUGCUCAUACGUGGACGACGCUGUCGGGGAGCGGCGCGGAUGAUGUUAGGGUGAUGACCAGAAAAAGCAUGGAUGAUCCAGGCAGGCCGCCUGGUAUUGUGCUCAGCGCCGCAACUUCUUUCUGGCUUCCCGUCCCCCCCAAGCGAGUUUUCGAUUUUCUGCGCGACGAGAAUUCAAGAAGCGAGUGGGAUAUUCUCUCAAACGGCGGCCUUGUUCAAGAAAUGGCACACAUCGCUAAUGGGCGUGAUCCGGGAAAUUCAGUCUCCCUGCUGCGCGUCAACAGCGCAAAUUCGAGCCAGAGCAACAUGUUGAUACUGCAGGAGAGCAGCACCGACGCAACGGGAUCGUACGUGAUCUACGCUCCGGUAGACAUCCACGCGAUGAACGUGGUCCUGAGCGGCGGCGACCCCGACUACGUGGCUCUUCUUCCGUCAGGUUUUGCGAUACUCCCCGACGGACCCAACAAUGAAGAGGGCGGCAUUCCGGAGGUGGGUUCGGGCGGAUCGCUGCUGACGGUGGCCUUCCAGAUACUAGUGGACUCAGUUCCGACGGCGAAGCUUUCAUUAGGCUCAGUAGCAACCGUCAAUAGCCUCAUCAAAUGCACCGUCGAGAGGAUUAAGGGCGCAGUCCUCUGCGACACCGCCUAACAACAACCCUCCAUUUCCUUGUGCAGGGGAAUUGGAAGAGCGCAACGAGGAUUUGUUUACCGUAGGAAAUGAAUGAAGGGGAUCGGAGAAGUCAAGAACGCACCUCGCGUGAUCCUUGCAGUAGUAGCACUGCUGCAAGGGAUUAGGGUUCGGGUAUUGACUCUACCCGUUAACUAGAGUUGAAGUAAACAAAGACCUGCUUUAAUUGUCUAUGCAAAACUGCUGCUGCUAUGUAUUAUCGAUCUCUUUUCUUUACAAACUAGUAAUUCCUUUGGUUUUGUUCAAAGGGGUAUUAAAUUAGCCACAAAUCUUGCUUCUUUUUAACCAACAACACUUUAUGUAUUUGCCGUCUUCGCCUCUUUGCUGUCUUCCAGUGUUCGGAAAAGCAACGGACACUUUCAUUAAUAUUAUCAAAUUUAAUUGUUGUAAGAAAA
Salvia miltiorrhiza (redroot sage) is the source of this 3556-nucleotide messenger RNA. Its product is annotated as homeobox-leucine zipper protein MERISTEM L1-like. The record is from RefSeq and is a predicted model, not a curated record. Gene Ontology annotation, molecular function: DNA binding; lipid binding. The coding region runs from base 942 to 3122 and encodes 726 amino acids. Lineage: Eukaryota; Viridiplantae; Streptophyta; Magnoliopsida; Lamiales; Lamiaceae. The transcript is spliced from 13 exons.